Abrus precatorius (Indian licorice) is the source of this 1559-nucleotide messenger RNA. Its product is annotated as glycerophosphodiester phosphodiesterase GDPD2-like. Gene Ontology annotation, molecular function: phosphoric diester hydrolase activity. NCBI's taxonomy places the organism in Eukaryota, Viridiplantae, Streptophyta, Magnoliopsida, Fabales, Fabaceae. The coding region runs from base 64 to 1215 and encodes 383 amino acids. Gene Ontology annotation, biological process: glycerophospholipid catabolic process. The record is from RefSeq and is a predicted model, not a curated record. The transcript has 7 exons.
UCAUCAUCGUCAUCGCAACAACAUCCACAAUCCUCUCCAUCUUUCUUCUCUCGUAAGACCCAAAUGGCUCUCAAAGCCGUCCACGUCUCCGACGUCCCUUCCCUCGACAUCGUGCCGGAGAAUGCCUCUUUGACCCUCUUCUCCACCCGCUUCUCCAGCGGGGUGGAGAUGAGUCGAAGUGGCUUCAAGAUGCCGAAGUUCGUUGCGAUCGGACACAGAGGACACGGCAUGAACGUAUUGCAGUCUUCCGAUCGAAGAAUGAGAGCCAUCAAGGAAAACACCAUCGCCUCCUUCAACGCCGCUUCCACUUUCCCUCUUGAUUUCAUUGAAUUCGACGUUCAGGUGACAAAAGAUGACUGCCCAGUCAUUUUCCACGACGACUUCAUUUUCUCCGAGGAGAAUGGUAGGGUGUUUGGGAAGAGAAUCACGGAGCUGAGUGUGUCUGAGUUUCUUUCCUAUGGUCUUCAAAGAGAGGACGGAAAGGAGGGAAAGGUUUUGCUUAGAAAAAACAAAGAUGGGAAGAUAAUGGAAUGGGACGUUGAGCAAGAUGACUCACUCUGUACUCUCCAAGAAGCAUUUGUCAACGUGGAACCCACUCUGGGGUUCAACAUUGAGUUGAAAUUCGACGAUUACAUUGUCUAUGAACAAGACUAUCUCGUCCAUGUCCUUCAGGCCGUCUUAAAGGUUGUGUUUGAUUAUGCCAAGGAAAGGCCAAUUAUCUUCUCAACUUUUCAGCCAGAUGCUGCAGUAGUCAUGCGGAAAUUGCAAAGCGAUUACCCUGUGUUCUUCUUGACAAAUGGAGGAUGUGAAAUUUACGAAGACGUUAGAAGGAAUACCUUAGAGGAGGCCAUGGAGCUAUGUUUAAAGAAUGGGUUGGAUGGAAUUGUUUCUGAGAUUAAGGGAAUAUUUAGAAAUCCUGGUGCAGUAACCAAGAUCAAGGAGUCCAACCUUUGUCUCCUUACGUAUGGCAAAUUAAACAAUGUGCCAGAAGCAGUUUACAUGCAACAUCUAAUGGGAAUCGAUGGGGUGAUUGUGGAUUUGGUCAAAGAAAUAACUGACGCAGUUGCGGAUAUGAUGAAGCCAACAAUGGCUGCUAAUGAAGAGGGUUUGACUGAAGAAGGGACUGGGAAGGUGGAGGUGCACUCAAAGCCUAAGUUUUCUCAGCAGGAGCUAUCAUUUCUUUUGAAACUCAUUCCACAAUUGAUACAACAUUAAAGCGAAGAAGAGGAGUUUCUUGCGGGUUUUAAUUGAUUUGCCUUUCCACAAAUAUAUCUUCAGUCUAGGAGUUCUUACGACUAUUUUAUUUUCUAUUUGUACAAACACUAGACCUGUGGAGAGGUCCAUAAAAGCUUAACCCUUGUACAUAUGUGUUGUUCUUUUCUCUUGAGGAUGAAGGAAAGAAUGAUUAAGUAUGAACCCAUUGUUCGUUGGUCCUCCAUUCAAAAAUUGUGGACAGAGGCUCUCUUCAUUGUAACAAUAUUACACGGUUGGCAUUCAUGUCAACCAUUCUAAUGUAAAAAAUGGCCGGAAGACUCUCCAUUCCAGUUUGUAAAGGUGAU